Messenger RNA from Giardia duodenalis, 7590 nucleotides. Its product is annotated as High cysteine membrane protein TMK-like. The transcript has a single exon. The record is from RefSeq and is a predicted model, not a curated record. NCBI's taxonomy places the organism in Eukaryota, Fornicata, Diplomonadida, Hexamitidae. The coding region runs from base 1 to 7590 and encodes 2529 amino acids.
AUGCUGGCGAUCAUUUUUGGACUUGCACUCUCAUGUACCCAUGGGAAUCGACCUGGAGAGUGCGCUAUAGGAAAAUGCACUAUUUUAGAGGGCCGGUAUUGUUCUGAGUGUGCCACCCCUGGUGAGGUUCCUAUAAACGGACUCUGUAUCCCGUACGACGACCCCAGGGCUGUGGCCUCCGGCUGCGCUUCUGAGGCAGGUAAGCCUCUUAAAAACUCUGCUAAAACCUGUUCUUCAUGUGUAGAAAAGAAUUAUUUCAUUCAUGAGGGCGGGUGUUACAAUAUACUUUAUAGUCCUGGAAAUCUUAUUUGCGUUGAUCUAGCCAGGAAUCUUUGCAAAAUAUGCUCUUUAGGUUACUAUCUCGACACUCAAGCAACUCCUCAGACUUGUAAGACCUGUCAUGCUCACUGCAGUUCUUGUUCUGGAAGUUCUGAAAAUCAGUGCCUGAGUUGUCCUCCGGAUCGUUUUCUUGAUGGGUCUCUCUGUAAAAGGUGUUCAGAUAAACCUUACGGUAUAGAAAAUUGUCGCUCUUGUACAAUGAGUACCAGUGAUUCUUUGAAAUGCCUCUCUUGUCAAGCACAAUAUUAUUUGGCUGGAAAUCAGUGUCUUACUUGCCCUAGCAAUUGCUUGAUGUGUACGGGUGCAACGCCUAAUGAGUGUCUUCUUUGUAUUGAUAACUAUUCAUAUGAUUCACAGACUCGUACAUGUAUUCUCACUUGUGAUAAAAGUAAAAUAGCCAAGUCUGGAAAGUGUGCUGAAGAUGGAUGUACUGCUUUUGAGAACAAACUCUGUGCCCACUGUUCUCUUGGCACCGAAGUACCGAUUAACGGAGUUUGCACUUCUAAUGACCAGAAUAUUUGUCUCCAUAUAUCCAUCUCGUUGGGAAUGUGUGAUAACUGUGGAAAGGGAUACAUCCUUUUUCAAGGCGGAUGUUAUCGUGUGGAUACUGAGCUAGGACUUAAGGCAUGUGCCUACACUACUGAUAUUAGGGGUGCAACCUUUUGUGCGAAAUGUGGUACGCCUGGUUUCGUUCCAAUCAACGGAGUAUGUGUGCCAUACAAUAAUCCGCUAGUUGUAACUUCUGGUUGUCGAGAUUCAGCCGGCGGUCUACCAACACCUGUCUCUAUUAAGUGUACCUCUUGUGGUAAGAAUUACUUCAUUUACCAAGGUGGAUGUUAUUCCCCAGAAUCUGCUCCAGGAAACGUCAUAUGUAACGAGGUGGAUAAUGCUGGGAAAUGCAAAGCGUGUGUAGACAACUAUUUUCGCAACAGAGGAGAUUGUAUUCCAUGCCAUUCAAAUUGUGCUUCAUGCCUUGGUCCUAACGCGAAUGAUUGUACUUCUUGUGCUCCAGAAAUAUUCUUUCAAGUGUUUUCGAUGGGGAAAGGUAUGUGCAAGUAUUGUAAUGAUGUACUUCUUCAGUACGAUAACGCUGGCAUAGCUCACUGUGCAAAAUGCUUACCUCUUCCACGAGGCCAACGAGCGCAAUGCACAGUCUGCGAAAGGGGAUAUCUCCUAACAGAAAAUCACUGCGAAAUAUCGUGCUGGACAAACGGUCUUGCUCCGGGGUCAUGUAAGUCUGAUCAUUGCAACAUUUUCUCGUCUGCACUUUGUUCUUGUUGCGCAAAUGAUAAUGAGUGCCCCAUAAAUGGACAGUGCACAUCUGCCUUAAUGGGCGCCAAAGUAGUAUCUGGCCGCUGCACAGAGUGUCCACCUCGGUAUUUUCCUUACAAAGGAGGAUGCUAUGAAAAAGGAACGCCCAUCGGCCUCAGUAUUUGUAAGGAUGUCGACGACACAGCUACUUGUUCAGUUUGUGCCUCUGGAUAUACCCAUGUUGGAUCAGAAUGCAGACCAUGUAACAUCAAGUACUGCGUAAACUGUGAUGGGGGCGUGGACGUUUGCAAUAGUUGCGCUUAUAGUUAUCAGCUUCAAAAGAAUGAAGGUAAGGACUCAUGUGUUAAAGCUUGCACGGAGGAACUCACGCCUGGGGGCUGCAUUUACGGAGGAUGUGUUGUUCGUGAUAAGACAUUCUGCGAAAGGUGUAGUAUAGAACGUGAGGUUCCCAUAGAUGGGGUUUGCCGGCCUCUACGGGAAGAUGCUCCCGAGUGUGCUGUUAUGGAGGGCGGUAGAUGCCGGAGAUGCUCAAAAGGCUAUCUUCUCUACUACGGUGGAUGUUACAAUACGAUUAAGCCAGUAAUACCGAUAUGUGAAAAGGAACACACACUUACAGGUUAUGGAUUUACAUAUUGUAAGAAAUGCACUCUCGAAACAGAAUAUCCUAUUAACGGAUCUUGCACCACCGAAACUUAUGGAAAUACGUGCAAAGAGGGAGUGUGCACUGGUUGUGGAGCUGGAUAUUUCUUGCACCGUACAGUUUGCUUUACACCAGAAUUUUAUCCACAGAUAUGCACUAAAGCAAGAGCAGGCGUUUGCGAAGUAUGUGGACCAACUUAUUAUCUCAAUCCUGUUCGAAGCUCAACGAUUCAAUCGUGCAUUCACUGUAGCGAUGUAGGUGGAAUUUUCGGCUACACCGGUAUAGCUUUUUGUAGAACGUGUUUAGCUCCCCUAAUCUCUGGUCCAGGACACUGCACAAGCUGUCUAGAUCGCUAUUUAUUGGUUAACGGUGUAUGCGAGGAAAGCUGCCCUCUCCCGACUGACUCGCUACAACCUAGAUCAGGUCAGUGUGCCGUUGAUUUUUGUAAUGUGCUUGGAGCUACCUUUUGUUCAAAGUGCGCGUUGAAUACAGAUGCUCUUAUCGAUGGCAAAUGUACUAGUGUCGAUAAGGAGAAUAUAUGUAAGAAGUCGGGUGUGCCAAAUGGUACAUGCACUGGAUGCGCAGGAUUAUUCUUUUAUUAUAAGAAUGGUUGCUAUAAUCCAAAGACCUAUCCAGGAAACGCCAUUUGUGGCGAGUAUGCUGUAAUGGAUGGCGUGACGUAUUGCUUCCGAUGUAGCAUUUUAUCUGAUCUGCCAGUUAAUGGGCACUGCAUUCCUAUGUCUGACAGCAAGCUUUCUCCGUGCGUUUUGGCCCGUGUGCCUACUGGACGAUGUUAUUAUUGUGUUGACAAUCAUUUUCUGCUUAAAGGGAGUUGUGUCUCAGCAGACCUUGCUCCCGGAACUAUACUAUGCAAAAGCAUCGGAUCUGACAAUGGGAUCUGUGAUAUUUGUAAAGAGGGAUACUACGCGCCCCCCGACCGCUCAAGUAUCAGCGACUCGUGUGUUCCGUGCACAGAGAACAGCGACACGCUGAAGGGCAUACCCCACUGCAAGAGCUGCAAGGUUUCCAACGGACUCCUGGUCUGUGUUGCCUGCGAGCAGUUCUACAGACCAAUGAACGGGGGAACGGAGUGCGUGCAAACGUGCGUUGAGGCAGAGGCAGACCCCAAGGAGCACAGGUGCAGAAAGGACAAGUGUGAUGUCCUGGGCACGUUCUACUGCUCCCAGUGCGCUGCUGACGCCGAGGGCCCAGUCAACGGCGUGUGUGCUUCAGUGGCCGCAGGCGUGUGCAUACAAUAUAAACAAGCUAAUGGCACCUGCAAAUACUGCACCCACAGAUACAUCAAGUACAAGGGUGGCUGCUAUGAAGCGGGGUCGUUCGAGGCGGGGGACAUCUGCGACGCCCAGGAUGUCGUGACAUCGGGCGCAGGGUCGUUUUGUGCGAAGUGUAAGCAGAAGGAUGAGGUGCCCGUUGAUGGGGAGUGCAAGGUCUCGGAUGACUGCACCGUCAAGGGAGAUGGCAUCUGCAGGUCGUGCAAACAGGGUGUUAAGUCAUUCCAGAUAACCAAGGAUGGAAGUCCUGCAACGGUUGCAUGCUUUACUAAGUGUCCGGAUGGGAUGUAUGAGUCUGCUGAGUUCUGUCAGAUGUGUGAUAAGAGCUGCAAGACGUGCCAGGAUAGUGCAACAAAAUGCACGGGAUGCGCAGACGGCUUCUAUCUUGCGGCCGGAAAGUGUGUUGCUUGCAGCGUGCUCCACUGCUUGACGUGCGAUGCGGCAAAUACCUGCGCCUCUUGCCAGGAUGGGUACUAUGCCAGUGGGAACUCGUGUGUUGCAUGCACACCCGGGUGUAAGAAGUGCGAUAGUACUGGGUGUAAGGUCUGCAAGGAUAGAUUUGCACUGAGGAAUAACAUAUGUACUGAGGAAUGCCCCGUUGGAUUGCUUCCCACGUCCUGUGCUGCAGGAUACUGCAAUGUCAACGGCACGCUCGCAUGCAGCCGCUGUGCGCUAUUAAGCAGCGUUAUCAUCGACGGAAAGUGCAAGGCAAAUGACGACGCUUGCAUCCGUACAACCCCAUCCAGCGGGACGUGUGCGGCUUGCAAGGACACGCACCUCCUCUACUAUGGGGGCUGCUAUGCUAAAGGCGCAACAGCUGGGACUGCCAUAUGUGACAGCCAGCACCAGGCUACGCUGGGCCCGUACACGAUCUGCAAGCAAUGCAAGCGAGACGGGGAAGUCCCGAUCGACGGCUCGUGCGUUGCAUUGGCUAACACUAGGGCAAUCAGAUCGCAAUGUGUCGCUGCCACACCAAGCCCCACGUCGUGCACACGCUGCGGGCCAAGGUUCUUCCUGCACGCCGGGGGGUGCUACGAGAUAGGACGCUCGCCUGGAACGGUGGUCUGCGCGGUGGCCGUCGACUCAGCGGUUGCAGGGGUGUGCACAUCGUGUGCCUCCGGGUACUACAGCACAGACCUGCUCGAUCCCACAAAGGAGUCCUGCAUCCUAUGUAAUGAUACAGGUGCAACAAAUGGAUACACGGGCGUUGACGGCUGCACAGAGUGCUAUCCAAGCGAGACACCAAAGAGGGUCAUCUGCACGCGAUGCAAGGACAAGCACAUUCCUAGCGAGGACGGCUCGCGGUGUAUCCAAAGCUGCAACGACAGUAGAUCAGAGUCUGGUAACUGUAAGGCUGGCAGCUGUACGGCGAUGGGCUCGCUGUACUGUUCCAGGUGUGCGCUGGAUGACGAGUGGCCGAUCAACGGGGCUUGCACGGGGCAUGACACAGACUAUGUUUGCGAGAAGGGGAAGGGCGUCUGCACAGGGUGCCUACGCGGAUACAUGCUCUACAUGGGCGGGUGCUAUGACCCUGCCGCGAUUCCCGGGUCUGGCAUUUGUAGGGAGCUUCUGACAGUCGGAAGGCGCACAUAUUGCAAGCAGUGCAAUCUUGCAGGAGAGUUUCCAAUAAAUGGCCUGUGUACAAAGGAUGUGCCAGAUGGUGUCUCGUGCUCCAGCGGUUUAUGCGUCAUAUGUCCCGAGAACUACUUCUUCCACGAGGGAGGCUGCUAUGAUAUCACGACUACUCCUGGAAGUGGGAUUUGCGAAGUCCUUGGAACAGGCCGCGAUGCCGGAACCUGUCGGCGGUGCAGACCCGGCUACCGUCACAACAAGGAGACGCUGACGUGCAUGUCCUGCGCCGUCUCCAACUGCGCCAGCUGCGAGAUAGACGUGAAGUACUGCACAGAAUGCAUUCAGCCCUACACGCUGACAGGCGUCGGGGCCGGGGCAUACUGCACGAAGCCCUGCAAAAGAGUGGGGCAGGACGCUUGCAGUUGGGGCUCCUGCACAGUCAUGGACGGGUCUCUGUGCUCGCAGUGCGCGUCGAGUGAUUAUGUGCCGAUCGACGGCGUCUGCACACUCUAUCCUGGAGAAGCUCGCUCACUUGCCGGUCCAUGCGUAAAGGACGCCAAGAAGGGCCGCUGCACCGCGUGCCGAGGGAGCUACUUCCUCCACCAGGGGGGCUGCUACUCCGCAGGCGAGUACCCCGGCACGGGUAUCUGCGAUGAGCGCGAUGCAGUGGUCGUCGACGGCCAGGUCGUCUGCGGGCGCUGCCUGAUCGACGGAGAGGUUCCUCUGGAUGGCACGUGCGCAGAGCCGAAGGAGGGACUUAUCUGCAGCAAGGGCGUGUGCUCGCACUGCGGAGACGGGAUGUUCCUCUUCGAGGGCGCCUGCUACACAAAGGAAAGGGCGCCGGGGACGAGCAUUUGUGGAGACACCACGGAGUCGACGUCCGGGUGCACUGCAUGCAAGGCAGGCUUUUCCAAGACAGAUAAGGGCUGCGUGCGCUGCUCCGAUCCCAACUGCGGCGCGUGCGUAGACGACCCCAACACGUGCACUGCUUGCAGGGCCGGAUACUAUCUCCAGAGCACGUCCUGCAUUGCGUGCCACCCAGCGUGCAAGACGUGCGAUGGUAUGGGGGCUGAUAAAUGCAAAGAGUGCGCCGAGGGAUACUUUGGCACGUUCACCACGCCUGGCCUGGGAGCCUGUCUUGCCUGCUCGGACACGUCUGGCAGGGACAGCUGGGUGGGAGUGAGUGGCUGCAGGCUCUGUGAGGCUCCGAAGGUAGCGGGCCCCGCACUGUGCAAGGACUGUCUCCCGGGCUACAAGGCGCUCUCGACCGGGACAGAGGUGACCUGCCAUGCAGUCUGUCCAAUGACGUACUACGAGGCCGCUGACAGCUGCAUCCCGUGCGCGAUCGACAACUGUGCAACGUGUACAAGCACGAGAUGCACCAGCUGCGUCCCAGAGCACAUCUGGAACGGCGAAGAGUGCGUCCCCAAGAUCUGCCCUCCGCAAUGCCUCUGUAGGGAGCAAAGUAUAGCGUGCAUAGGAUGCAACGAGAAUGCCGUCGAGGUCAGGCCGACCCACUCCAGCGCCAGCAGGUGCCUGCUGUGCAACGACGCGGGGGCAGGCGGAGGAUGGACAGGGGUCGACGGCUGCCAGAGGUGCCGCCUCGCUGAUCGCGUGGGCCCGGUCGUCUGUCUGGCGUGCGAGAGUGGACGCAAGGCGCUGACUCUGGACGGGAUGCUCCUGUGCCCCCGCGACUGUCCGACAGAGGGCUUCUGGACAAGCGGCAGCGAAUGCAUCCCCUGCGCGCCUGGUUGCCUCCGCUGCACAUCUGCCACCACAUGCAGCGCGUGCAGCCAGGGAUACUACUCGACGCAGAGCUCUGUCUCUGCUCCGUCCGAUUGCCGCCCGUGCGAUGAUGUGACAAGCCAGAACGGUUUCACGGGAAUUCCACACUGUGCCGUGUGCGCGGCAGACCGGGCAAGGGCGGGGGUCACGUGCCACGCCUGCGCGGAAGGCUACGGGCUCUCCGGGGGCUCGUGCAGCCCGUGCACCGCGGCCGGUUGCGCCCGUUGCGACGGGGGUGUCUGCACCUCCUGCAAGAGGGGCUGGCACCUGGCGGGCGACCGCUGCCUGGCAUGCCCCUCUCCGUGCGCCGCCUGCUCGUCGGCAGCCAGCUGUCUGGCCUGUGCCGACAGGUACUUCCAGGCGACGCCCCUCGGAGGCCCCCGGGACUGUGUGCCCUGCGACCAGACGGCGCCCCAGGGGCUUCGGAUGGCAGGCAUCCACGGGUGCGGGCUCUGCCAGGCGCAGGCAGGGUCAGGCGCCGUCCUCUGCCUCCGUUGUGCGGACGGAAACCUCCCCCUGGAGAACUACUGCGGAGGCUCGUCGGUCAAGCGCCGCCUCGGCCCAGGCGCGAUCACAGGGAUCACCCUUGGCGUGACCGUUCUUGUAGGCGGGACCAUCGGGCUCACAUUUAGUUUGAUGGCAUCCAAGCAUAAAUCUCAGGCCAGCGGGCUCCGGCCAUUGACAGCUUGA